Salvia miltiorrhiza (redroot sage) is the source of this 1035-nucleotide messenger RNA. RefSeq lists its product as uncharacterized. Gene Ontology annotation, cellular component: eukaryotic translation initiation factor 3 complex; cytoplasm. Lineage: Eukaryota; Viridiplantae; Streptophyta; Magnoliopsida; Lamiales; Lamiaceae. The transcript is spliced from 5 exons. Gene Ontology annotation, biological process: translational initiation. The record is from RefSeq and is a predicted model, not a curated record. Gene Ontology annotation, molecular function: translation initiation factor activity. Bases 24 to 731 code for a protein of 235 amino acids.
UUCUAAUACAUUCUCAUUGAAAUAUGUGCAGAUAUACAGAGGCAAUUCGAGAAUUCAAUAAAAUACUGCUUUACAUUUUCAAGACUAAGCAGUAUCACCAAAAAUCUCCUCAAUAUGAACAGAUACUGAAAAAGAACGAGCAGAUGUAUGCCUUGCUUGCAGUUACCCUUUCCCUUUGUCCUCAAUUAAAGCUUGUUGAGGAGACCGUGAACUCUCAGCUGCGAGAGAAGUAUGGUGAAAAAAUGUUGAGGAUGCAAAGAUAUGAUGAUGAGGCAUUUGCUCUAUAUGAUGAGCUCUUCUCUUAUGCAUGCCCAAAGUUCAUCACUCCCUCUGCCCCAAGCUAUGAAGAGCCUCUUGUUAAUUACAACCAGGAUGCUUAUAGACUACAGUUGAAGCUGUUUCUUUAUGAAGUGAAGCAGCAACAACUACUAGCAGGCAUUCGGACCUUCUUAAAUGUGUACUCUACCAUCUCCCUUGCGAAGCUAGCCUCGUAUAUGGAAGUUGAUGAGCAUACUUUGAGGACAAUUUUGAUGACAUACAAACACAAGAUGCAUUCUGUUGAUUCAGAUGGAAAAAUUGUCUCCAAUUUAGAUACCAACUUCUACAUUGAUGAUGACAUGGUUCAUGUUGUUGAAUCCAAAGCACCGAAGAAAUAUGGUGAUUACUUUAUGCGCCAAAUUGUCAAGCUUGAAGGGAUAAUGACUGAUAUCGACAGAAUAAAGCUGGAGUAAGAAUUAGAGUUUUGCUCUAUGAUUUGCCCUUUUCUCGGUUUUUGUAUGGCCCCGAAGAGGAAGAAAGACCUGGGGCAGUUUUGUUGCGUCAUUUUUUAUCUUUCGAGAUUGUGUUGCAUUGUUAAAUAUGAUUUGUCUUGAUCUGCUAAGAGAAAAAAAUGCUGUAAUGAAGCUUUUUGCUCGUAUUGUUUGAAUGCUAGAACUCUUGUUAUCAUCAUACGAUUCGUAGGCUGUUUCUUCUGCUGAUCUUGAUAUCAGUUUGCACUUCAAAUUACCAUUAAUGGUAUGUUUCUUUUACAUUGUA